This is a messenger RNA of Cynocephalus volans (Philippine flying lemur), 1215 nucleotides long. It is a transcript of the gene SERPINI2, whose product is annotated as serpin family I member 2. Gene Ontology annotation, molecular function: serine-type endopeptidase inhibitor activity. The transcript is spliced from 8 exons. Lineage: Eukaryota; Metazoa; Chordata; Mammalia; Dermoptera; Cynocephalidae. The record is from RefSeq and is a predicted model, not a curated record. Gene Ontology annotation, biological process: negative regulation of endopeptidase activity. The coding region runs from base 1 to 1215 and encodes 404 amino acids.
AUGGAUAAGAUCUGGUUGUGGUGUCUCCUAUUGAUUUUUUCUGGAAGUCAAGCCUCAACAUUGGCUCAAAAAAAUACAGAAUUUGUAGUGGAUCUUUAUAAAGCUGUUUGCUUAUCUCACAAGAACAACAUUAUAUUUUCCCCUCUUGGAACAACUUCGCUUCUUGGAAUGAUACAACUGGGAGCAAAAGGAAAAGCACUACAGCAGAUAAGACAAACUUUAAAACUUCAGGAAACCUCAGCUGGAGAAGAAUUUUCUGUACUGAAGUCAUUUUUCUCUACCAUCUCAAAGAAAAAACAAGAAUUUACAUUUAAUCUUGCCAAUGCCCUCUACCUUCAAGAAGGAUUCACUGUGAAAGAACAGUAUCUCCAUAGCAACAAGAAAUUUUUUCAGAGUGCUGUAAAACUGGUGGAUUUUCAGGAUGCAAAGGCUUGUGCAGAAACAAUAAGUACCUGGGUAGAAAGUGAAACAGAUGGAAAAAUUAAAGACAUGUUUUCAGAGGAAGAAUUUGGCCCUCUGACUAGGGUUAUCCUGGUGAAUGCUAUUUAUUUCAAGGGGGACUGGAAACAGAAAUUCAGAAAAGAGGACACAGAGCUGAUGAAUUUUACUAAGAAAGAUGGUUCAACAGUCAAAAUUCCAAUGAUGAAGGCUCAUCUGAGAACAAAAUAUGGUUACUUUUCUGAAUCGUCCAUGAAUUACCAGGUUUUGGAAUUGCCUUAUAAAGAUGAUGAGUUUAGUUUAAUCAUCAUACUUCCUGCAGAAGAUGUGAACAUAGAAGAAGUGGAAAAACUAAUUACCGCUCAUAAAAUCCUGAAAUGGUUCUCUGAGAUACAUGAAGAGGAAGUGGAAAUAAGCCUCCCUAGAUUUAAAGUAGAACAAAAAUUAGACUUCAAAGACGCUUUAUAUGCUUUGAAUAUAACCGAGAUAUUUAGUGGUGGCUGUGACCUUUCUGGAAUAACAGAUUCAUCUGAAAUAUAUGUUUCUCAUGUGAUGCAAAAAGUUUUCUUUGAGAUAAAUGAAGAUGGCAGUGAAGCUGCAACAUCAACUGGCAUGCAUGUCCCUGUGAUCAUGAGUCUGGCUCGAAAUCAAUUUAUAGCAAAUCAUCCAUUUCUGUUCAUUAUGAAGGAUAACCCAACAGAAUCAAUUUUGUUUAUGGGAAGGGUGACAAAUCUUGACAGCCAAAAGAGAAACGGAAGAGAUUUAAAUUCCCUGUGA